Eimeria mitis is the source of this 372-nucleotide messenger RNA. RefSeq lists its product as uncharacterized. The transcript has a single exon. The record is from RefSeq and is a predicted model, not a curated record. The coding region runs from base 1 to 372 and encodes 123 amino acids. NCBI's taxonomy places the organism in Eukaryota, Apicomplexa, Conoidasida, Eucoccidiorida, Eimeriidae.
AUGCAUAGCCAGCAGCCGCAGCAGCUGCUGCUUGUACACCCCAGCGAAAUCCUUGCUAGCUCGCAGCAGCUACAGGGGAUGCCGCUGCUGCAGGGGAAUGAGUUUCUGCUCAUUGAGCCUUCUCAGUAUCAACACGUGCUGCUGCAGCAGCAGCAGCAGCAGCAGCAGAUGCUGCUGCAGGAGCAACUGCAGCAGCAGCAGCAACUCGCCAAGCAACAACAGCUGCAGGCGCAGGCCCCGUGGGACUAUAUGCCGCAGCAGCAGCAGCAGCAGCAGCAGUUCCACUUAACAGCAGAAACACUCUCCUCUCAGCAAGGGAUUCAGCAGCAGCAGCAGCAGCAGCAGCAGCAACAGCAGCAGCAGCAGCAGUAG